Molecule: messenger RNA, 2115 nt
Organism: Tyto alba (common barn owl)
Lineage: Eukaryota; Metazoa; Chordata; Aves; Strigiformes; Tytonidae
Exons: 15
Coding region: 74-1414 (446 amino acids)
Molecular function (GO): protein binding
Source: RefSeq, a predicted model, not a curated record
CCUUCCCGGUUCCCGCUUCCCCCUUCCCGGUUUCCCCUUCCCGCGGGACCCCCCGGGCGGGGGGAACGAGCCCAUGGCCAGGAAGGAGCCGCUGCUCAGCGCCCUUAAAGGCAGCGUGCUGCAGCUGCGGGAGAGUGGGGGGCCCUGCACGGACACCUCGCCGCACCUCGCCUCCCUCUGCCAGCUGCUGGAGAGCAUCCUGCGCAAGGGGCUCCGACAGCCAGCCUGGGGCUUCAGGAGACGGGAUUACUGGCACUGGCUGGAGCAGCUUCCCACGGGGGACGGCGGCAGGCCGACCCCUCUCUCCAUCAGCAUCCGGAAGGCGGGCAGCUGCGGGAAGGCGCGGACAGCGCAGGGCCGCGGGCGGCACUUUCUGCGCUUGGCUUUGCAGGAGAAGGUGCUGGCGGCGGCCGUGCGGCAGCUGGCACAGACCCCCCAGCUCCUGGAGUUUUAUGACCCGGCGAGCUCCAUCCUCGGCAACGAAGACCUCCUGGAGCCUUUCCUCUCGCUGCUGCUGGUGGUGACAGAGAUGGAUUUCUCCCUGGACCUGCAGAAUUGCAGCUUCUUGGACGAAAGCUGGCUGCUGCCGGUGUGCAUCACUUACGAGACGGUCCCGUGCCGAGCGCUGGGCAUGGUGCUCAGGUACGUGGACGGCCGAGUCUUUGUCACCGAGGUGCUCCCCAAGAGUCAGGCGGAGGUGGACGAGGUGGUGCUGGCCGGCGACAUCCUCGACGAGAUCAACGGCUGCUCGCUGAGAAACGCCUACAGCGGGCAGGCCGGGGCUGUGCUGCAGAAGCUGAAGGGACAACCGCUCAGCUUCCGCCUGCUGCGGUGGCGGUGGCACGACGGGGGGGUCUACGAGCCGCUGCUGCCCUACCUGAAGGUCCUGAAGGAGAAGGAGCCCCAGUUCCAGCUCCAGCACGGCCCCCGGCGCAGGGGCUCGGGGGACCCGCGGAGGCUGCAGGGGGGCAGGCUGCUCUACAACCUGCAGUACCUGGGCCGGACCAGCGUCGGGAAGUAUGGUGGCAAAGAGGUGCUGGGCCAGGCCAUUCCCGCCGUGCUGGAGACACACUCGGCCGCGCGGGAGGUUUUAUUUGAUGUGAAGGAAGCAGAAGUCCUCGUGCAGGAGAAGACUUCUUCCAAGCUCCUGUGCCGCUACCCCUACCCCGCCAUCUCCUGCGUGGGACGCUGCGUGGACAGCAGCAAUUUAUUUGCCUUCUGCGUGGUCGCUUCCCCGGGGAGCCCCGACGGGAGCAUGUUCGACUGCCUGGUGUUUGCAUCGCGUUCCGAGCAGGAAUGUGAGGAAAUUGUCAGGAGGGUCGGUAAGGGAACGGUUUAUGUCUUCAGAUAUCAUCACAGGGAGAUCGUGGGAUACCGAGAAGUGCUAUUCUGGUCCACCGCAUGCAAAAUCUAACUUAAUUUCUUUUUGUUGAGGUUACGAAGAUUAAUAGAUACUUUGAUACACUUUGAUACGGUUUUUCUGGUGGGUUUGGGUUUUGUGUUGUGUGGGGGUUUUUGUUGUUUUGUUUUGUUUUUGUAAGAACUGCUAGACAAUCAUUUUAUUUUAAGAAACAGCUUCUAGGCAUUCCCAGAUGGUUCAUUGUUUCCACUAAGAACUUGGAGGAAGCAUUGUUUUCGAGGGAUGUUAUUUUAAAACAUAGUUUUCCUGCAGGAGCCCAGCCUGCUACUGCAGUUCAGCACCAAAUCAAGCAUUCACAAAUCCCAUCGCUUGGAAUUCUUAUUUUUAACCUUCCUCAGUGCAAAGCUGCAUAGUACUUCCCAAAUUCCACAGCUCCUGGGCCACCGAGGACCCUGUUUCUGUGGGGACAUCCCUGUCAGGUGUCCCCUGGACGGGCUGUACUCCCAGGACAGACCUGCCCAGGUGAUUUACUGGUGAUCACUCAGCAUCUGCUAAAGCUUGAGACAGCGCUUAACUUUGAUCCAGGCCUUUAAAAAGCAUGUACAUGUUUCCCUACACGUUUAGCAGUGAGGAAAAUACUUGUUUGCAACCUAACUUUGCACCAUUUUAGCACCUUUUCAGCAGCUCCGGGGCAGAUGCCGGUAUCUGCGUUUGUUGGAGCACCCUCGGAGCAGCGUAGGGCAGGGUGCUGAGGA